GCCAGCCAGCCAGCCAGUGAUAUCAAGGCAGUUGUCGUGAAUGAGCUGCGAGUCUUGGGUCUUGAAUGUCCAACCAAGUCCAUUCGAUCAAGAUGGCUGGCUGGAGGGCUUAAUUGAGGCAUUGAAGACACCAAAGCAACAAUUCCAUUGAUCGGGCCAAGGAGAGCUCUGUGAGUUGGACAAGUGCUCAAUUGCUUGGCGGACCCGUCCUUUUGGGGACCCGGAAAGCCAGAAAGCCAGGCCUUGACCCAGGCGUACACUCAUCCCGGCCGAGGUGCUGGAGCCCACCAUGGCCAGCGCCACCCAUCCCUUGGCCUCGGCCUCAACCGCCGGCCCACAUACCACCUCGGCUUCCGCCGUGGCCCUGCCCGCUUCGUCGUCGGGCUUGUCGGGCUUGUCCGGCUUGACGAGUGGCGGGACCACCCCAGGUGGGCUCACGGGUGGCGUGGCGGGUGGCUCUGCGGUGGUUUCGUCAUCGGGCUCGUCGUCGGGUUUCGGCUUGGAGGAGAUUGGGAUUCCAGGGCGCGACUAUCUGAAGGAAGCCCUGACUUCGUGCACCGACCCGCUCAAGGCCAUCGAGGACUUCCAGAUCGAAAACGGCAUCCUGUUGCCCUCGCUGCGACCCAUGCUGCCCAUGCUGGACCUCCACGGGAUCAAACGCUUGGACUUUCACAACUCCGUGUUGGAGGAUCUUCGCGAGCGGCUUAUUCAACAAAUCACGGGCCCCACGGCUCAAUCCGGCAUCAGUGCCAAAGAGCGAGAACGGAAACUCAAAGAGCUCUUGGUCAAGUCGUUUCCCGUCAUCAAGAUCAAGUCCUUGCGACCCGUGGUCAUGAGCGUUUUGAAGCAGAUGAGCUUUAUCGAGGAUCGAUAUCUCAAGGUCCUGGUCCGUGACAAAGAGCUCUACGAAGACUGCGAUAUCGUGAUUAAGCGCCAUCUUUGGCGCGACAAUCAGUCCCUGUUUGGCGACGAAGUUUCGCCUCAUCUAAGUAAUUACAUUCGCGACAAAGAAGCUCUCCUUUAUCGCCACGAGGCGCCCAAUGCCUUCUUCGCCCUCUCGCCUAAGGCCCGCCGCCAACUCGAGGUGAUUCAGCGAUUGGCCGAUAUGAUUGGCAACAAUGUCAAGCUCUACGACAUGACGCUUCAAUUCUUGCGCACCCUCUUCCUCCGUACGCGGAACGUGCAUUAUUGUACGUUACGCGCCGAACUUUUGAUGGCGCUUCACGACCUCGAAGUCCAGGAUAUCGUGUCCGUGGAUCCGUGCCAUAACUUUACCUGGUGUCUCGACGCCUGCAUCCGAGAACGGAACGUGGACGUCAAGAAGUCGCGCGAGCUUCAGGGCAUCCUGGACGCCAUUCGCCGUGGACAGGAACAAGUCUUGGGUGACCUGUCUAUGACCUUAUGUGACCCGUUCGCCAUUCACUUCUUGGCCGCCUCGGCUCUCAAGAUUUUAAACCAUCAGGUCGAGCGUGAGGGUAUGCCGCGUGAUAACACCAUCCUCCACCUCCUUCUUCGAAUGCUGUUCUUGGGCCUGUCGGCCUGGGAAAUGAUCGAGACUCAAGAAUUUGCCGAGCCCAAGUUGGAUCCGAAGUUGGUGACCAAGUUCAUUCCUGCGCUCAUGUCACUCAUCGUGGACGAUCAAGUGCGGGCUCAGAAUAAUAAGCUACCACUUGAGGACCGAGCCACAGCUCAAAUUGUUAUUGAACAUUCGGGCCCUCCCCCAGAGUCGUAUCAGAACUUCAUUGGCAGUUCCCUGGUGGCCACGACCUUAGCUAUGCAUUACACUUUGCAAACAGCUCGUGCCAAAGAUGCCACGGGCCUGAAACGAGUUUUAGGAUUCUUGGCCAACGUUGUUCAUAUGCAUCCUUACGAAGACACAUUUAUGCAUAGCUUGGUGACCAACCUCAUCCUGAUGAGAGAUGAUUUUGACGCUCAAGAUUUUUGUACAUGUGUUUUUGAUGAGUUCUUUUUCACAUCGAUUAACCAUGACAACUUUGUUCGACAUCUCAUGAGACUUCUUUGGUUCGUGUACACCAAAGUGAAUGGCACUAGGCUUGAAAAUAUCAUGAAGUUAACCGAACCCGCAGCAUAUGGAACCCCUGAGGCGACGAAGGAUCCCAUGACUCAAGAGUAUUCAGCCCUGAAAGAAAGAAUUGAUGCACAUCUAAAGGCUUUGGCUUCUAGCCGAGCCAAUGAGGAGGGAAAGGCCGAUCAAGUUCUGGAGAACGUCUAACUCUCAUCCGGCCUUCGAUCCCAAGUUGAAGCAGCUUGUAGCCAGAAUGCAGUGAAAUUUCUUUUUUCUAUUUUGGUUAUGAUGGAUUCUUUUCAUGGUACAAAUUACUUAGAUUGAACUUCUGAGACGCGAGCUCAGUCUCUUUUCUAAGAGAACUCUGCGCAAAUGAUAUCCGUGCAUGAGGGCGACUAGACCAGCAUUCAGUGAUGAACAAACAGUAUCAUUCAUUACUCAUGAACAUUUCCCUUGACAUUAGUAGUCAUGAAGUGGCCUUUACUAGCUGGCAAAUAAAAGUGGUUCGAGUGUUUUACCUAUAAAUGA
Molecule: messenger RNA, 2554 nt
Organism: Tigriopus californicus
Lineage: Eukaryota; Metazoa; Arthropoda; Copepoda; Harpacticoida; Harpacticidae
Gene: NELF-B
Product: negative elongation factor B-like
Exons: 3
Coding region: 290-2233 (647 amino acids)
Biological process (GO): negative regulation of transcription elongation by RNA polymerase II
Cellular component (GO): nucleus; NELF complex
Source: RefSeq, a predicted model, not a curated record